This is a messenger RNA of Pyrus x bretschneideri (Chinese white pear), 3442 nucleotides long. RefSeq names its product importin-9. Gene Ontology annotation, molecular function: small GTPase binding. Gene Ontology annotation, biological process: protein import into nucleus. Lineage: Eukaryota; Viridiplantae; Streptophyta; Magnoliopsida; Rosales; Rosaceae. Bases 141 to 3239 code for a protein of 1032 amino acids. The record is from RefSeq and is a predicted model, not a curated record. Gene Ontology annotation, cellular component: cytosol; nuclear envelope. The transcript has 33 exons.
UCUCUCCGAUUCAGUUGGAGGCGGGAAAAUAAAAAAGCCAUCCGGACUAAAAUCUUAAAAAAAAAGGAAAAAGACAGACCGAAUCAUUUACUUGGAACCAGAUUAGGGUUGUAGGGUUUGUAGGGUUUUCGGAUUCGGCGAUGGCGAAUUUCAAUAUUGUCGUCGACGGGGAUCAGCAAUGGCUGCUCAAUUGCCUGUCUGCUACUCUCGACCCCAGCCACGAGGUUCGCUCGUUCGCCGAAGCUUCGCUUGAUCAGGCUUCUGUGCAACCAGGUUUUGGAACUGCGUUAUCCAAGGUUGCUGCAAACAGGGAGCUCCCGUUAGGAUUGCGCCAGCUAGCUGCUGUCCUUCUUAAACAGUUUAUUAAGAAACACUGGCAUGAGGGAGAGGAAGCAUUUGAACAUCCUGCUGUUUCAAGUGACGAGAAGGUAGUUGUACGCGAACUUCUGUUGUUGUCAUUGGAUGACUCUCAUAGGAAAAUUUGUACAGCAGUUAGUAUGGCUGUUGCAUCUAUAGCAGCUUAUGAUUGGCCAGAGGAUUGGCCUGACUUAUUACCGUACCUGCUGAAGUUGAUUAAUGAUCAAAAUAAUAUGAAUGGAGUACAUGGUGCUCUAAGAUGCUUGGCUCUUCUCUCUGUUGACUUGGAUGAUACAGUGGUUCCGACAUUAGUACCAGCCUUGUUCCCAUGCUUGCUUAAAAUUGUAUCAUCUCCUCAGGUGUAUGACAAAUAUUUACGCACAAAAUCCCUUUCAAUUGUUUAUUCUUGUAUCUCCAUGUUAGGGGUGAUGAGUGGUGUAUAUAAGACGGAGACCAGUGCAUUAAUAAUGCCAAUGAUUAAGCCAUGGAUGGAUCAAUUCUCUACAAUCCUGAAUCAUCCGGUGCAGUCUGAAGAUCCUGAUGAUUGGAGCAUAAGAACGGAGGUAUUGAAGUGCUUGAAUCAGUUUGUUCAAAAUUUUCCUAGCCUUAUUGAAAGUGAAUUUAUGAUUAUUGUAGGGCCUUUGUGGCACACUUUUAUGAGUUCUCUUGGAGUAUAUGUGCGGUCAUCUAUUGAAGGUACAGAAGAUCCAUAUGAUGAUAGAUAUGACUCUGAUGGUGCUGAGAAAAGCCUUGAUUCCUUUGUCAUCCAGUUAUUUGAGUUUCUGUUGACCAUUGUGGGUAGUGCGAAACUGAUAACGGUCAUUAUGAAUAAUGUCAAAGAGUUGACGUACAACACCAUCGGUUUUCUCCAAAUAACAGAACAACAGGUUCACACUUGGUCAAUGGAUGCCAACCAAUUUGUAGCUGAUGAGGAUGAUGUUACCUAUAGCUGUCGUGUUUCUGGUGCACUUUUGCUUGAAGAAGUGGUGAAUUCAUGCGGUACUGAAGGAAUCUGUGCCAUCAUUGAUGCUGCAAAAAGAUGUUUUAGUGAGUCUCAAAGGGAAAAGGAUGUUGGUUCUGCAAUUUGGUGGAGAAUAAGGGAGGCUACUCUUUUCGCUUUGUCUUCUCUGUCAGACCAGUUGCUUGAAGCAGAGGAUUCCGAACUUACAAGAGUUGGCUUAGGAAGCCUUCUGGAGCAAGUAAUCACUGAAGACAGUGGAUUAGAUGUGCAUCAAUUUCCCUUUCUUUAUUCUCGUAUCUUUUCAUCAGUUGCUAAAUUCUCCUCCGUGAUCAGCCAUGGAGUCCUUGAGCACUUUCUCUUUGCUGCUAUCAAAGCAAUUGGCAUGGAUGUGCCGCCACCUGUCAAAGUAGGUGCCUGCAGGGCACUCUCCGAGCUCCUACCUGAAAUGAACAAAGGAAUAAUUCAACCGCAUUUGAUGAGUUUGUUUUCAUCACUUUCAGAACUUCUUAGUCAGGCCUCCGAUGAAACCUUGCACCUGGUACUUGAAACACUGCAAGAGGCAAUUAAGGCAGGUUACGAAUUAUCAGCUUCCAUUGAGCCUGUAAUCUCUCCUGUGGUCCUCAACAUGUGGGCAUCGCAUAUUUCCGAUCCUUUUAUCAGUAUUGAUGCAAUUGAGGUUCUGGAGGCACUCAAAAACGCUCCUGGUUGUAUUCGUCCACUGGUUUCUCGAGUUUUACCAUGUGUUUGGCCAGUUCUUAAUCAACCACAACAACAGCCUGAUGGAUUAGUCGCUGGAUCAGUGGAUCUGGUUACAAUGUUAUUGAAAAAUGCUCCUACUGAUGUGGUAAAAACAGUAUAUGAUGCUUGUUUUGACGCUGUUAUACAAAUAGUCCUUCAAAGUGAUGAUCACAGUGAAAUGCAGAAUGCUACGGAAUGUUUAGCUGCCUUUAUAUCUGGUGGAAGACAAGAUGUGCUAGCUUGGGGUGGUGAUUCUGGAAAUACAGUUAGAAGAUUGUUUGAUGCAGCUUCAAGGCUUCUGGACCCUAAUUUGGAAAGCUCGGGUUCUCUUUUUGUUGGGAGCUACAUUCUACAACUUAUAUUGCAUUUGCCGUCACAAAUGGCACCCCAUAUUCGAGACCUAGUCGCUGCUCUUCUUAGGCGCAUGCGAUCUGCUAAAAUUGCAGGAUUGAGAAGCUCACUGCUACUCAUUUUCGCUCGGUUGGUUCACUUGAGUGCCCCAAAUGUUGGACAGUUUAUUGAUCUGCUGGUCACCAUUCCAGCUGACGGUUAUGACAACUCUUUUGUCUAUUUAAUGUCAGAAUGGACAAAACAGCAAGGUGAGAUCCAGGGUGCCUACCAAAUUAAAGUCACCACUACUGCAUUGGCUUUAUUACUAUCAUCUAGGCAUGCUGAAUUAGCAAAAAUUAACGUGCAAGGAUAUUUGGUUCAGUCUGCUGGGAUCACCACCCGCUCAAAAGCUAAAUUAACUCCAGAUCAGUGGACUGUGGUGCCACUCCCUGCAAAGAUAAUGGCGUUACUGGCAGAUGCAUUGGUUGAAAUCCAAGAACAGGUUGGAACUGGUGAUAAUGAGCCGGAUAGCGACUGGGAAGAAGUUGAGGCGGAGGAUGGGGAACUUGACAAGGAUUUGAUGUAUUCAGCUGGUGUUACAUCAUUUGGGAGACCCUCACAUGAACAUCUUGAAGCUAUGGCAAAAACAUUUGACAAGGAUGAGGAGGACAGUUAUGAAGAUGAUCAACUAAGUGCAGCCGAUCCCCUUAACAAGAUUAAUUUGGCAAACUAUCUUGCGGAGUUUUUCGUAAACUUUUCCCAGAGCGAAAGACAAAUGUUUGAUCAUCUUUUCCAGAGUCUGACGCAGGAUCAAAGGAAUGCCAUUCAAGCAAUACGAACUCACGGAGGAUGACUGACGACCUUGUGAAGUCUCGUUUCUGUAUCACUUAUCGUCUUUUAUUAUUCGUCAGAGGCCAUUCCCGUAGAAUCAGUGCAAUUUUUUUUCUGAGUACAGUUGAUCAAUAGACAAAACGCAGAAAUCGAGCUAUGUAUUUUGGUGAUGCGUUGUGAAUAUUCAAUAUCGAGAAGAAAUUCAAUUCAAAAAAUUUGAAACCA